Molecule: messenger RNA, 2204 nt
Organism: Lates calcarifer (barramundi perch)
Lineage: Eukaryota; Metazoa; Chordata; Actinopteri; Centropomidae
Product: motor neuron and pancreas homeobox protein 1
Exons: 3
Coding region: 247-1221 (324 amino acids)
Biological process (GO): spinal cord motor neuron cell fate specification; regulation of DNA-templated transcription; central nervous system development
Cellular component (GO): nucleus
Molecular function (GO): sequence-specific double-stranded DNA binding; DNA-binding transcription factor activity, RNA polymerase II-specific
Source: RefSeq, a predicted model, not a curated record
GUGAAGUAGUUUUUACGCGCAUGGCAUAAGUGGAGUUGGUCAGAAAGAAGACAUUUCUUCAGGGAAGAGGACUGAUAAUAGAGAAGUGUCUGCGAACUUCAAAAGCUUACAUAGUGUGUUCAGAAAUUACCGAGCAAUUUAAAGUACAUCACACAGGUUUGACAUUUUGAUUACGCUGUAUUAACAAGAACAGGAGGCCUGUCUUUAAUUAACAUCUUCUGUUCACUGGAGAUAUCUUUGAACACAAUGACUACCGCCAUGGAGAAAUCCAAAAACUUUCGCAUUGAUGCGCUGCUGGCGCAGGACGUGGAACAGCGGACGGACAGCGAUGGUGCGUCCCCGGGGUUACAUUACAGCAGGAGCCCCGGCGACAGUCCGAUGUCAAACCGCGGCUCUGAGACGCCCUCCCCUCAUCCAAACCCACCGAACUCCUCUUCAGUCCCACUGGGAGUUGUGCCCAAAUCCCAACUCUUCAACUUGCCCCAGUCAGGAUUCACUGCUUUUCACCAAGGGGCUCUCAUCGGGAUGCACCCGGGCUCCAUGUACCCUCUGGCGGCCCUCGGAGGCCAGCACCCCGCUUUCCUAUACCCCGGCUUCACGCAGCUAGUUCAGCCAUACCCGGAGCAACUGAAGGGGGGGACCAUGACCGGGACUCUCCCACUGGAGCCCUGGAUCAGAGCAGGAAUGAUCAUACCCAGAUUUGGUGAAUAUGGAGCUCCGACACAGGCAGGUUUGUUGGGGAAGUGUCGGAGGCCCAGGACCGCGUUCACCAGUCAGCAGCUGCUGGAAUUAGAAAACCAGUUCAAGCUCAACAAGUACCUGUCCAGACCUAAACGCUUUGAGGUGGCCACUUCACUCAUGCUGACUGAGACUCAGGUUAAAAUCUGGUUCCAGAACAGACGUAUGAAGUGGAAGAGAAGUCGCAAAGCCAAGGAACAAGCAGCCCUGACUUCCCCACUCACUGAUGUGGAAAGAAAUGGGAUGGAUAUACACAGUGCCAAGCCUCAGGGUGACUCACACAGCUCAAGCCUAGAGGAUGAAGAGGAGCUAGAAGGGGAGGAUGAGAAUGAAAAAGAGGAGAUAGAGGUGCUUAGGGCAGGAUCUUUAGGCUCACUAGGCUUCAUGAGGCACGCUGUAGGAGGAACAGGGAACUACAGCUCUUACUCAGAUGAUGAGCUGGAGGAGGGAGGCCCAAGAAUGAGAAGUGGGGUUUUGCCAUAAUGAUAAAAUUCUGCAUGCUUUUAUUGUAUGUCUCUUUAUGUUUAUUGCACUUGGGAAAACAAUACACAAUGCAAUCUGGUGCACAAACAUGGUGGCAUACAAAGGGUCAUUCAUCUUCCAAAAUGGCAAAAAGGGAUGUUGACAUCCGCACAUUGGGCUGGUUAUGGACUCUGAUUACAUCAACAGCCACAUACCUGGACAUUUAAUGGCUAAAUGGCCAGUAAUUUAUCUGAGUUAUGAUUUCAGAAUCAAUAAAUAAUUAUAUUUAUCAUGGGCAUUUCUGUGCAUGAUCUACUUGUGUUUUAAACAGUACAAACAAACUGAAACUGUAUGAAUGGGUGGUAAUAGCACUUUCAUGGAAGACAGUGGAUGAAGAGACAGAAAAUUUUACUAGUAGAUGUUGUAAGGAGUGUCAUUGUUACAUUGUUAUCAGUGCUUCCCGGUCUGUUACAAAUAUUGGACAAAAAAUUGACUAAUAUUGGAAAGUUUUCAUAUUUUUAAAAAGAUAUGGAUAUACAUUCACCUUGUUAAAAUGUUAGGGCAUUAUAAUGGUGUGACAAGAAAAUACUGCUCAGGUUAUUGUAGUACUUUUUUGACUAUAUUUUCACAAUUUUUUUUUAUAAUAUUUGUUUUAUAUUAUUUUUGUGAAACUGCAUGUUAAAUUUAGUUAAAGCCACACACACAAAGAAAUGACUGCAUGUACUGUGUGGUAUUUGAAAUUUAAUGUUGAUAUAUAUAUAAAAAAUCCCUGUAUUUUGUAAACUGUCCUCAUAUUAAGUGUGUUGUUGUCAAUAUAAUUUUAAAUUAUAUAAUUUAAUAUAUUUCACCGUAAGUGCAACAUCAGUGGUUUUACAGAAGGUAUUGUUUAAAAAAUAAAGCUGAAUUCAUGUGUCCAAAAAUGUCAGACUGUGAAAACGUUGUGGUAUGACAGCCAAUCUCUGGUUGGGUUAUUUGUCCGUCCUAUUACAAUUUAUGGUAAUUCA